AGCGUCUCUGGAUAUAAAUACCCCUUCAGGUUUGCCCCCAUCACUUGAUCCAGUCAGAUCACUUCUCACCACCUCACUUUCUUUGGCUCUCGUGUUCAUAGUUUCAUAGACAAUUUUUCCGCUCCAUCGUAUAUUCACUUUCACAUAUUAUAGGCCUGACUACUAGCUAGCCCCCACACCCCUCUUGCAGCCUAGCCUGUUUCAAUCUUGAUCUUGACCUUUCAACGCGUCUUAGACAUCUGAUUAGCACCCCUCCUACCGGCCAACGAUGCAGCUCCCCGGUGCACUUAGCCUGACCAGCUUAUUGGUCUCCUUCGCUAUGAGUGCAUACGCAAUUUACCCCCCUCCCAACGACUACAUCAUGAGCAUGGGACUUGACUGGGCAAAUGGCUAUCAGUCGGUCUAUAAUGCUAAAGGCGAGGACGCGUUCCGUUGGUACAAGAAUUACGAUACCCCUCGUCCUGGGAUCUCGACCUCUAGACUUGCAGACGGAUCUUCCAAAACGGUGUUUUCACUUGAGUCGAGCAACGAUUGGUGCGACGCCCCGAAACGGUUUUUGCAGUACAGAUAUCCCAACCAACCGUGGGCGGAACGGGACUAUAGGCUUCAACUCAGACGCCACAGAGCCGACAUGUGGCACUUCAACUACCCCGAUAAAUCCGGGACCCGCAGAUACUACAGGUUCAACAAAAACUCUUCCAACAUGGGCGGUCGGAUCUACAGGGUGGCCCGCGGACAAAAGGAUGUAUUGGAAGGAUUGUUGAGAAGCAAUGUACGCUACGAUAAAUGGUGGAACGACCCCAAAGGCCGGAACACAUUUACCCUCUCCAUUGUUGAUGAAGCCCCAGUGCCCGAAAUGGUCAUGUUGAUGGCCUUGGUGCUUGAACAUUCCCUUAUCUGCGACAGGAAGUAAAAUCCAACUC
Molecule: messenger RNA, 923 nt
Organism: Puccinia graminis f. sp. tritici CRL 75-36-700-3
Lineage: Eukaryota; Fungi; Basidiomycota; Pucciniomycetes; Pucciniales; Pucciniaceae
Exons: 4
Coding region: 269-913 (214 amino acids)
Source: RefSeq, a predicted model, not a curated record